Porites evermanni is the source of this 3171-nucleotide messenger RNA. NCBI's taxonomy places the organism in Eukaryota, Metazoa, Cnidaria, Anthozoa, Scleractinia, Poritidae. The record is from the annotation of a GenBank genome assembly.
AUGAUAACCUGUGCUUUCUUCCUCACAUUGCUAGUAAUUACAGUUUUUGGCGGCAAAAUUGAAGAGGAGGGCGCAAAUGUGCACAAAUCUAAAGAAAGCGCCAUUCGCAACUGUACUUUGAAAAAAUUAAGAGAAUCAGGCAGUAAUAACAUUAUUCAGGUAGAAGAAACCUCAGACUCAAGAAGAAGGUUUUCGAAUUUAAGAUUCAUCAAGCACAAUUACUUUUUAGAGAAAAGUCAUCAUGAUCAAACAGCAAGGCCUCCUGGAUGUCCUCCAUGCCGUAAGUUCUCACUAUGCUUCUCGUUUACACUCCGGCCUUAUCCUAAACACGCGAAACUGUAUGUGUCGAAGUGCCAAUCGUGAGAGCUAGGAGAUGAGAUCAUUAUAUUUGCUUGGACUCAGCAGUGAGACUUCAUUACUUUAUAUCAUCUACAAUUUCUCGUAGAGUAUAUUGCAAGGAAUCUUCUCUUGCAAUUCUUAUCGACAAGUUUGUUUUUGCUCUCUUUUGACGGAUUGAUUGGUCGAUUGACUGAUUGAUUGAUUAAUUGAUUGAUUGAAUGAUUAUUAUUUCUUCUUCUUAGCUCUUUUAGGAAAGCCAAGUCCAUGUAAGUAAGAUAAGUAUACACGUAUUUAUUUUGUUUUCAAAUAUUCAUUUUGUUAGAUUCGGUCAGGAUCUGAAGGAGUAAAGGUCACCAGAUACACUAUAGUGUGUGGUUGAUUGUUAGAGUUUGACGUUACAUUUUCAGAGUGGUAUAUUUUGACAUUUUGUUUGUUUUCAGUUUGCAAUGCUGAUAUGGACCUGGGAUUUGUGGUUGAAGCCUCAGCUAGCGUGGAAAGACACGGGCAAGGAAAUUUUAAAAGGAUUCUUGACUUUGUGGAAUGGACUGUACGGAAAUUUUCCAUUUCACCAACCAAAACGCGCGUUGGUUUGGUAACCUACGGUGCCAAAACUGAUUUAGUAUUUGAUUUUCAGAGGUAAAUAUUAAUUUAUUAAAUAAAAAUUGUUUGGGUUUAGUUCAAUCUUUGUUCCCAAUUGGUAACUCAGCUACAAAUUCUUAUCUGGCACGAAAAGGCAUAUUUAAUUUUUGCGGUAUGAUGGGUAAUAAACACAUCUGUUCGCCUCCAACCGAUAUAUUAAAAGUCGGUACUAAUCGGGUAGACUUGCUUCCAGUCGACCUCAAGAGUUCUUUGCAAGCGAAGCGAGCUUUUGAGGCCGCGAAGCGACGAAGUCACGAGAGGUCUUCGUCCCGCGCCAUAUUAAAUCGGACGAAGGACUUUUAUGAAAGUCUACCAAUCGGGCCAAGUUCCCUCCACUUCAUAUCAGUAGCAAAAAGGUUCUAUAAACCCACGUUAGAUACCCUUUAUUUACAGAUUAAUGAAAAAACUGAGAGGGAGGCAGCGUGUCUGAGCGUUGGACUCGCAAUCCGGAGGUCACGAGUUCCUGCAGUCCUGCGCAUGUUCGUCUGAUCAAUAGGUGGAUUCUGGCGGAGAUUUGUCUCUUUUGGCAUUUUAUACAAAAGCAUUUAUCGAUAACAUUUACCAUUCACAUGGCAAUAAGUGUACUUCAGGGCUAGGUACAGCUCUUUGCAUGGAUUUACAAUUACACCACUUAACUCAAGUAAAAAUAUACUCUGAAGGUGGUUGGUGUACUCAUAUUUGGCGGCUUUGUAUCGUAUUUUCAGCCCACAGAGGAAAUCUGCUAUUGUGCGCGCUCUGCGGAAAGCUUCAAAGCAAAGUUUAACGAGCUCUAAUACUGGUUAUGCUCUCAGUAUGGCAGGAUACUAUUUAUUUGGCAGGAAAACGUCGAGUCUGGUUUCUCGUAAGGAUGUGCCUAAAAUUCUGAUUGUAAUCACCGAUGGAAGGUGGGUCUCAUAUAUCGUAGUUACUUUCUGUAUUUCGUUGUUUAAUAACUAGAAUUGCAUUUACAUGCACGCGCAUUUAUUUGAUGCAUUUACUCGGUUGCGUCGAUUGGCCUUGACAUCGAAAAGUACCUACAUCUACAGCUCGAAACAGAACUAAUUAGAAGAGCCUAAGAUAAGUUGAAAGGAAGCUAAUGUAUCAGAAAAAGAUCGUGUCUAACUAAUAAACCAUUGUAUGGGAUAUGUUCAAAUAACGAAUAUUUGCCUUCAUUGCAUGACCUGCAGAAUUUAAAAGAACUUUUACCUUGAAACGAGGUAUAGAAACCUAAUCGUUAUGAAGACAAAAGAAUAACAAAUCAAAAUCUGCCACCAUUUUGGAAUAAGGUCUAUUCUCUUUAUCGCUAAACUAGUCCAUUGCUUUGCAUCUUAGAUCUACCGACAGCGUGACUAAGCCUGCGUUCAAAAUUAAACGAUAUGGCGUACGGAUUUACAGCGUCGGGGUUGGACGUUACUUUGAUAUCAGACAGUUAGAGACCAUGGCUUCGAGACCAGUCAGCGACAAUGUGUUUAUUGGUCCGUUUAACAAGUUACAGUAUAUCAGAGAUGGCUUAGUAAGAAGUGUAUGCUAUGGUAGGUAUGCAUGUAUCUAAACUGUGUAUUUUUUAAAAAAUAUGGUAAUGAUUCGAAAAACCGACUGUUGUAGUCCACACAAACUGGGGGCACUUUGGGGAUAUAUUCGCCUGUUACCUUUAGAACACCAAGCAACGGCUAGCUCAUACACUUACAUUAUAAAAUUGUACCUAUAAAAAGCGGAAAAUUUAGCUCGGGACCUGAAACUUGAUGGAUUCUCUCACGGUGUUCUAGCAAGGCAAGCUGUAGCUAUAAACGAUGAAGUUGCUGGAUACAACGUGAAAACUAACAAAACCACGACAACGUACGCAACCAUCGGAAGACUAUCACACCAAUGUAAAGAAACACUUCUCCCAGAUUGAUUAGUCUCUGUGUGACUGGCCCCCACAACAAUCGUUUCACAAUUUUGCUGAAUUUAAGAGGAUGAUUACUGAACAACCACAGAAGACGCUGCAGUUUUAGAUUAUUUUGUAGCUUUCCGUCUUCUUGAUAAGUAUUUGGGUUCAAUUUUGCAAUGACCUUUAUGGAAAUACAUGCAGGUCCUCUUUAAGCAACACCUAGUCGCUUUCAUAAUUUUUGGUUUUUAUUUUCUUAAUGUGCAUUUGCAGGAGUCGGUGGGUUUUUAAAUAAACCUGGAAAUAGACAAUGCCUCUGCAAACAUGGAAGUAAACGGCCCAGUUAG